AUGCCAGUAAGUUUUCUAUUGAAUCAGAUCUUACGCAUUUGUGUGACCACUGGUGUGAACGAACAAACGGCCGCUACUUUACAAUGGCUGCAGCAAUACUUCUACGGCCGCUCCAGUGUUUCCAUAUCCCGAUCCUCUAUGUAUUCAAUGUACGCAACAUUCUGUCAACAGAAUAACUAUCGGCCCUUAAUUAGAAUCCAAUUUCCUUUCGUCACAUCCAAGCGUUUGGGUGCGAGAGGACAGUCUAAAUACCAUUAUUACGGAAUUGCACUCAAAGAUAACUCUCAAUUGACAAGUAAUAGUGACUGUGAUUAUGACAAACCUGUGACCAGAUUCUCGCGAAACGCUCGACUCCUUAACCCUAACGACUAUCACGCGAUUCUUCAUUCAAUGGUUUCGGUCACAGAAUCGCCGCAAUCAUCUCCUCUUGAAGACGAGAAACUGGUAUUCAUAAACAUUUAUAAGAUUCACUGCCAAUGUAUUCUCGAUUCUGCUUUAAGUCAAAACUAUUCACAAAUGAGACAUUAUGUAAUUCAUUUCUGGCAUCAACUGCCAAAUCACGUCCAAAUCGACUUAGAAGUGCUUAAGAGUUUGGAUCUUAAUCUCUAUUCUACACUCGAAGACAUAUACCUAAGACUCGAUGCAAGUCUGGAUCAAUUGAGACACUUAUACGCCAUCGCAUCACUCAAUCCCUUAUGGUUGAGGAAAGCGUUGGAGAAUUACAGCAAUAAAUCGGUCUCUCGUUUGAAAUUAGAUGAAUCUUUGAAAUGGAAAUAUAGAGUGAAAUCAAAGUUUCAAUUCAUUCACAUCGCAAAGUCAUUAGACUUAACACAAAUCCAUUGCUCAGUGAAUGCGCUGCGAGAACUCAAUUACGAAGACCUAUAUCUAAUCAAUGACAACAUAAUGGAGUCGUUUAUUAGCAAAAGUCCGACUCUCGACAACAUUAUUGAGUCAAUUGACGAUAUGAUCAAAAAAUAUGGCAAACUAUUUAGUAAAGAGCUGGUCAUGCAAUUGAGUCAAACCCAUUCAUAUGCUCUCAAAUUAUUAACACAAAUGCAAUCCCAAAGAUUUGUGAGAUGUGCGGCAAAAUCGUUCAAAAAGGGCAAACUCUUGAAUUCGCGCAAAACUCCGUUC
Molecule: messenger RNA, 1134 nt
Organism: Medioppia subpectinata
Lineage: Eukaryota; Metazoa; Arthropoda; Arachnida; Sarcoptiformes; Oppiidae
Source: the annotation of a GenBank genome assembly